CUCGGGGGCGGCGCCCUCCCGCCGCAGCCGCAGUGGCCGGCGCGGCAGCCAGGAGCCAUGGGCAACAUCUCCUCCAACAUCUCGGCCUUCCAGUCCCUGCACAUCGUCAUGCUGGGCUUGGACUCGGCCGGCAAGACCACGGUGCUCUACCGGCUCAAGUUCAACGAGUUCGUGAACACGGUGCCCACCAUCGGCUUCAACACCGAGAAGAUCAAGCUGAGCAACGGCACGGCCAAGGGCAUCAGCUGCCACUUCUGGGACGUGGGCGGCCAGGAGAAGCUGCGGCCCCUGUGGAAGUCCUACAGCCGCUGCACGGACGGCAUCAUCUACGUGGUGGACUCGGUGGAUGUGGACCGGCUGGAGGAGGCCAAGACGGAGCUGCACAAGGUGACCAAGUUUGCCGAGAACCAGGGCACGCCGCUGCUGGUCAUCGCCAACAAGCAGGACCUGCCCAAGUCGCUGCCGGUGGCCGAGAUCGAGAAGCAGCUGGCGCUGCACGAGCUCAUCCCGGCCACCACCUACCACGUCCAGCCGGCAUGCGCCAUCAUCGGCGAGGGCCUCACCGAGGGCAUGGACAAGCUCUAUGAGAUGAUCCUGAAACGCAGGAAGUCCCUCAAGCAGAAGAAGAAGCGGUAAAGCGCCGACGGCGGCGCCCGGGAGCGAGGGGGGAGCGAGUGAGUCAGGAAUGAAUGAAUGGAUGGAUGGGGGAGCGAGAACCCGCGCCCGCGAACAAAGACAGCGAACCAAAGCGAUGCUUCGAAUUUUUCAAAGGGAAUCUCUGCUCCCAGAAUCCGGGCGUGAAGGCUGACUUGCCUGCCUGCCCCCACUCCCAGCUCCGGGGACCUUUUGUCUGAACGCCAGAGCUUCAGAUGGGGUGGCGGAUCCCCCACCAGAAACGGCAGGGACCCGGGUGGGGAGUGGAGCGCAGGUCCUGCUGUUUGCCCUCGCGGCGCCAACUGGAAGUCUCAGAUGCCAGAGACAAAAGCGAUUUCCUCCAACCCCAGCAGGGCCAGAAGUUCAGGCUGCCCCGCCCCCACUGGGGGAAUUGCACCUGUGCGUCUCCUGAGGUAUGCAGUUCCUGGAACCCUCGGGGUACCCAUCUGGGUGGCAUGUUGGCGCUGGGUGGUGCUGGGGGACAGCGGCGCCUUGCAUUCAUGGGCUGUGGGAUGUGGAUAAUUUUAUGUCACAGGGCAGGCCCCUGUUGAAAUUCCGUUGGCCCUGCUCUGGGCCCAGACGAGCUGGUGGUUUGGGCCAUCAGAACAGGCUGGCACAAUGCAGCAGCCUGAGGCACGGACGCGGCGCUGGCCUGGGCUAGGGAAUGGCCGAAUGGCCGCAGCGAUGACCCUUUCCUGGUGCUUUGUGGUGGCUACAGAAGACCGGUUUGGUGAGAACUGCUUUUCAGCCUGGAAUCAGACAUCCUCCAGAUGGUUUGGACCUUGUCCAUGUGUAGGUCAUUAUCACACAAAGAGACCCAUAAAAAUUAAAAAAACAACGGCAAAACUGUUGGAGGUGGUGGCAAUGAUGCAUUUACUGUUUGCAGGGUAGUUAAAGGUGUUUAAAGGGUAAGGCUCUUGAUGUAAAUGCUGGAUGGGGUGUGUGUGGAUACAGGGACUCUCCCCCGCUCCCCCUUACUGUGUACCGGGCAUAAAGGCUUAGACCCAUAUGUAUGGGAUUUUAAAUUCUCUUAGCCUCCUGAUUGGUUUGUAUGAACACACCAGCUGCAAAUGUGUGCUGAAUUGCAAGAUGGGUUUUGCAAGGGAUGUCUCUUGUCAUGCUAACCGCGUGAUGAUGGGUUUUCAGACAUGUUUAAAAAAAAACUUUUACAAAUGGAUAUUCACCAUAGAAAUAUUCACCUUAGGAAAAAAGACUUUGCUCUGCCCUUUUAUAUCCCUUUACGCUGCAAGAGGCGAUAUGUUCAGAUUUCUAAUUUGGUUCAUUGUGGCCUAUCUGAUUUAAGUAUUUUGUUCAAAAUGUCUCAGAGUAUUUGAUGUCAUGCACCAAAAAAUAAAACCCCACCUUACUGCAAAAGGGGACCUCGUUGCAUGGAUUGAAAAGUGGAGGAAAAGCACAAGGAUGAGGUGGGUCCUUCCUAAUCCAUUCUUGGGUGAGCUGGCCUGCCUGCGGAGCCAGCCAGCACUUUGGCCAAAUGGAAACAACGCUGAGUGCUGGAGAUCAAAGAAAGCCUGUGAUGUCAUGGUCGCCAGGGCUCAGGCACUUCACAGUUUACUGGAAAGGGGCUUUGGCAAAUAGAUCAAGUGAAAGAAGAAUUAAAUACAUAUUUUUUCAUGAUGUAAUUUAAAGAAAUCCUUUGUAAUCGGGACCCAGUCUUGCUUUGCAAGCUCUCAUUUACCCUGAUACACAGAAUCAAAAGGCAAACUGAAGCUCGUGGUUUGGUUUUGAUUUCCUCUUUGAAUCCAUGCUUACUGGUGGCAUUAUGGUUCUCCCCCCAUACAGGCUGUUAUACAUUUACAAAGGAGGCCUUUAGAAAUUGGACAUGACCAUGCCCGAGCAUGUGAGUUAGCUAAAUUUGAAGUCCAUCCCUACUGUCGAUUGCACUCAGCAAUUCAUUGAAGAAUCAGAGAUAAGAGUUCUGCUUUCUGCUUGAAACCCAAUUCUUACAUGAAAUAUUUUCAAAGAAGAACCCUAGCAAGCCACAUACCUUGUAUCUUUUGUUGGUGUAUCUGCUACCCCUCCAAUGCUGGUCUUUCUGUAGACACUCGGUAGAGAAAAUCUAGCUAAGCAGUGUUGAAAAGCCUGCAAGAUUUCAGUUUACAUAUCAACAGCGUAUUCACUGAUUUCUAAAUGGGCUGGUCCCAUCAUCUGAGGAUUCUGUAUAGGAUUAUAGAACAGAACAAAAAAAAAAAAAAAAAACAAA
Molecule: messenger RNA, 2875 nt
Organism: Trichechus manatus latirostris (Florida manatee)
Lineage: Eukaryota; Metazoa; Chordata; Mammalia; Sirenia; Trichechidae
Gene: ARL4C
Product: ADP ribosylation factor like GTPase 4C
Exons: 1
Coding region: 58-636 (192 amino acids)
Biological process (GO): intracellular protein transport; endocytic recycling
Cellular component (GO): plasma membrane; cytoplasm
Molecular function (GO): GTP binding; GTPase activity
Source: RefSeq, a predicted model, not a curated record